UUUAAUGACAGAAAUAUCCCUCAUCUCGUCAUAAAACAAGGUUCUUCAAUUUGGAUCCCUGGCGGUGAGUCACGGACCAGCAUAACCAGUAAAAUAAUAGCAUCACUAUCACCAUUAUCAUCUUCUUCAUCGUCCUCACCUUCUUCAUCAAUCUCAGGGUUAACUUCCUCUUUUCCAUCUACAAAGGCAGUGGAUCUGCAAUUGUGAAAAACCCUACACAACCCAAUCAAGUUGCUCCUGCAACUACCACAGGUAUUUGUUGCAAUUGUGCAUGGAAAUAUAUAGGUCGAGUCGGAUCAUUAGCAGGCAGAAAAGGCUACAUCAAUUGGAUGUUGGUUUUGGAUGUUUGGAGAUCUUAAUGAAUUGUUAACGGAGAUUUUGUUUGAUUUUUCCUGAUGUAUGUCUGGCCUCUGAUAAGCCUCUGGAACAACUAGAGUCACUGGAGAUAUUGUGUGAUAGAUAUUUCCUGAAUGUACUGUCUGAGUCAAAGAUCUGUAUUUUCUAUAUCGAUUAAGCUCAAAUGAAAGGAGGACAUAUUUAUAGCUUUAAAGGGAGGUUUAUUUUCCUGCCUCUGGUUACCCUUGUUCUAUUUACCACAUUAAUGUGGACAUGGGAGAGAAAUCCAAUAAUAGCUAUGACUUUAAGAUCUGCUCAAGAAUGGUACAACUUACCUUCAGCGGAAGCCCCUAUUGAAUCUGUGGGAACCGCAACACUGGAAAAGGAUGUGGAAAAAUCCGCUACUCCCAGCACAGAAAAUAGAACAGAAAUUCACCUUGAUACUCAGGUUGUGGCAACUGUGGAUUCUAUACCUGCAGACUCUCCAAAAUCUCAAUACAAUCAAAAUUUCACUCCUUCUUCCAGAAGUACAGGAACUCCAACACUGGAAAAGGGUGGGGAAAAAUCCAUAACCCCAACCACAGAAAAUGGAACAAAACUUCAAUUUGAUUCUGAGGGUAUGGCAGCUAUGGAUUCUAUACCUGCAGAAUCUCCAAAAACUCAAUACAAUCAAAAUAUCACAGCUUCUUCUAGAAGUAAAGUUUGUAAUUACGCCAAGGGUAAGUGGGUUGCCGAUAGCAGGAGGCCGCUGUAUUCUGGGUUCAACUGUAAGCAAUGGUUAUCCUCAAUGUGGUCAUGUAGAAUGACACAACGACCAGAUUUCUCGUUUGAGGGAUAUCGCUGGCAACCAGAAAAUUGUGAAAUGCAAGAGUUUAACCGGUCUGCGUUCUUGAGAAAGAUGCAGGACAAAACAAUUGCUUUCAUAGGAGAUUCGUUGGGCCGGCAACAAUUUCAGUCUCUAAUGUGUAUGGUCACUGGUGGGGAAGAGAGCCCAGAGGUUCAAAAUGUGGGAUGGGAGUAUGGUUUGGUAAAAGCACGUGGAGCUAUUCGUCCAGAUGGUUGGGCUUAUAGAUUUCCCAAGACUAAUACCACUAUAUUAUAUUAUUGGUCAGCUAGCUUAAGUGAUUUGCAGCCCUUUAACAUCUCAGACAAACUGUCAAACGUUGCCAUGCAUUUAGACCGUCCCCCAGCUUUCAUGAGUCGGUUCCUCCAUCGCUUUGAUGUUUUGGUUCUUAAUACAGGACACCACUGGAACAGGGGGAAGCUUACUGCGAACAGGUGGAUAAUGCAUGUUAAUGGAAAGCCAAAUGAAGACAAGCAGAUUGAAGUAAUUGCAAAUGCCAAAAACUUAACAAUCUACAGUAUAGCCAGAUGGCUUGAUUUGCAGCUUGUUUCUCAUCCUCGGCUCAAAGCUUUCUUCAGGACUAUAUCUCCUAGGCAUUUCUUCAAUGGGGAUUGGAACACUGGUGGAAGCUGUGAUAACACUAUACCUUUAACCAAUGGAAGUGAGAUCAUGCAAGAAGGGUCUACUGAUACAACUAUUGAAGGUGCUCUAAAGGGUACAAAGAUUAAAAUACUGGACAUAACUGCCCUAUCGCAAUUGAGGGAUGAGGCUCACAUGUCGCGCUACACUUUUAGAGGAACUCUUAAUUCAAGUGACUGCUUGCACUGGUGCCUACCUGGUAUUCCAGAUACGUGGAACGAACUCCUUGUUGCUCAGAUAUAGGCUGUCAUAGUUUAGGCAUCUCUCCUUUCUUACAAAUGCAUUACAGAAUGCAUUAGUAAGAUGUUUAGGGCACCAGAAUAUGUUCAUUAUUUAUGGUCUAGGAAGACCAAUUAUUUGUUUCGUCCAAUGAUGUAUUUCAUUUAUUGUUUUCUCACCAAAUAGGAAAAGUGGGGAGAUCGUACAGCCCCAUUCCAUUUUCAUUUUAAUGAAAGAACAAUUAGGCGAAACUUAUAUAUAUGUAUGAUUUGGACAGAAUCGAGGAUGAACAUAACAACACGAGGUAUGAGCUAUAAAUACCAUAGGCAUGACCAAACUUGUCAUGGCCUUUAUUCAA
Molecule: messenger RNA, 2396 nt
Organism: Vigna angularis (adzuki bean)
Lineage: Eukaryota; Viridiplantae; Streptophyta; Magnoliopsida; Fabales; Fabaceae
Product: protein trichome birefringence-like 14
Exons: 6
Coding region: 521-2062 (513 amino acids)
Biological process (GO): xylan biosynthetic process; plant-type secondary cell wall biogenesis; xyloglucan metabolic process
Cellular component (GO): Golgi apparatus
Molecular function (GO): acetyltransferase activity
Source: RefSeq, a predicted model, not a curated record